AUGCCGCCGCGGAUCCUGAUAUUUCUAGCGUUGCUUUGCGUGUCCCUGAGUAGCGUCUCGCAACCGAGUCACGCCAGGAAGCUCUUCCGCUGCCCCUCAACAUGCAGCUGCUCCAAAGAGUCCAUCAUAUGCGUCGGUUCUUCCUACGUCCCCAGGAUCAACCCCGGCGACAUCAUUUCUUUGAGCAUCGUCAAUGGCACUUUCUCAGAGGUCAAAGAGGCCAUGUUUUCUCAUAUGCCAUCACUGCAGUUGCUACUUCUUAAUUCCAAUUCCAUUACGACGAUAAGAGAUGACGCAUUCUCCGGUCUGCCACAUCUGGAAUACCUGUUUAUUGAGAACAACAGGAUCGAGACCGUGUACAAAUACGCCUUCAGGGGACUACGGGACCUGACCCACUUAUCGCUGGCGAACAACAAGAUCAAAUCCCUGCCUCGGGACCUCUUCGCCGAGCUGGACUCGCUAAUAGAGCUGGACCUGCGAGAGAAUGCAUUCCAAUGCGACUGCCGGGCAAAGUGGCUGAUGACGUGGUUGAGAAGUACCAACGCCACAGUGUCCGACGUGCCCUGCGCCGGACCGGAGGACGCGAAAGAGCAGCGCCUCAACGAUAUGAGCCUGCAAAACGAGUGUAUCUCAACGGAUUUCAUCCUACAUCAGACUGUGAUGUCAGAGUCCCUGACGGUCGACACCUUCGGCUACAAGAACGACGUCUUUGUGGCGGUCGCCUCUCCCGGCGCGGAGAGCUGCAUGGUCCUCCAGUGGGACCACAUCGAAAUGAAUUUCAGGACUUACGACAACAUCACAGGUCAGUCUAUCGUGGGGUGCAACUCGAUGGUCAUCGAGGACCAGGUGUUCAUCAUCGUGGCUCAGCUCUUCGGCGGCUCGCACAUCUACAAGUUUGAUGAGGACCAGAGCACCUUCACCAAAUUCCAGGACAUCGAGGUGUCCAAAAUCUCCAAGCCCAACGACAUCGAGGUGUUCCGGAUCGGCGCCGAACGAUUCUUCGUCAUCGCCGACAGCUCCAAAGCAGGUCUGUCCACUCUCUACAAGUGGAACGAGAACGGCUUUUAUUCCUACCAGUCCCUUCACGAGUGGUACCGCGACACGGACGCCGAGUUCUUGGACUUGGAUGGAAAAGCACACCUGAUCCUGGCUAGCCGUUCCCAGGUUCCGGUUAUCUACCAGUGGAGCCGGAGCAACCAGAAGUUUGCGCUCUUUGGCGAAAUCCCCAACACGGAGGACGCGGUGGCCGUCAAGCACUUCCGCAUCAAGGAUGAGCUCUACCUCGCCCUGACGCGUUACAUCGGAGACUCCAAAGUUCUGCACUGGGGCGCCAAACAGUUCUCGGAGAUCCAGGCGCUACCGUCAAGAGGCGCUAUGAUCCUCCAGCCGUUCUCCUUCAAGGACCGCCACUAUCUGGCCCUGGGGAGCGACUACACCUUCUCGCAGAUCUUCCUCUGGGACGCAGAACAAGGCGUCUUCGAGCGCUUCAAGGAGGUCUACAUCCAGGCGCCGCGAUCCUUCACCGCCGUGUCCACCGACCGCCAGGACUUUGUCUUCACGUCCAGCUUCAAGGGGAACACGCACAUCUGGGAGCACGUCAUCGUCGAUUUGAGCUCGUGA
Messenger RNA from Nerophis lumbriciformis (worm pipefish), 1620 nucleotides. The record is from RefSeq and is a predicted model, not a curated record. NCBI's taxonomy places the organism in Eukaryota, Metazoa, Chordata, Actinopteri, Syngnathiformes, Syngnathidae.